CCUCCAUCUCUCCAUCCUCGCUGAUCACUUGCCCCCUCCCCCCAGUCCCUGCUUAUCCAUCCCUCGGUACCUGCCGAUUUUCCAGCAAUGACGGGCUCAACUGAGGGAUUCGAGGUCCUUGGCAUGCCCCCUGGCAUGGCAUCCUGGCACAUUGCCGUCUUUUCAUUGGCUUUCCACCCAGCAUGACCACUACCUUCACAUUUAUCCAGCUAGUGAUCGCCUGAUCCAUGGAUGAUGGAGUGAACGCCGGGCAAGGAACCGGGUCUAAAGCUGACCGGCCUAUAUUUGCAGCCUGACGGCCAUCCCUGACGUUUUGCAGUGUCGCUCUUCCCGGUCCAGCGCCGUCACAGCCCCCGUCAACCAUGAGCACCACCCGUCUUCUCCACCUGGCUCUGCUGUCAGGCUUGCUCCCAUGGUCUUGGGCAUCUUCCCCAGCAGAGACUCUCCACCCCCGCGACGAUGAAGCCUUCUCGCCGCCCUACUACCCCGCCCCCGCUGGGGGCUGGCUCUCCGACUGGGCCGAUGCAUACGAAAAGGCCUACCGAGUCGUCAGCAACAUGACGCUGGCAGAGAAAGUCAACCUCACGACCGGAACCGGCAUGUUCAUGGGUCCCUGUGCUGGCCAAACCGGGAGUGCGCUUCGCUUUGGCAUCCCGAAUCUGUGUCUUCAUGAUUCGCCUCUGGGUAUUCGCAAUUCGGACCAUAACACGGCCUUUCCUCCCGGUGUCACGGUGGGUGCGACGUUUGAUAAGGACCUCAUGUAUCAGCGCGGUGUGGAGCUCGGAGAGGAGGCCCGUGGUAAGGGUGUUAAUGUUCUCUUGGGCCCGGUUGUCGGUCCGACUUUUCGCAAGCCGAGAGGAGGUCGCAAUUGGGAGGGCUUUGGCGCGGAUCCGAGUUUGCAGGCUAUUGGGGGGUCGUUGACUAUUAAAGGUAUGCAGAGUACGGGGGCGAUUGCUUGUCUGAAGCAUUUUAUUGGCAAUGAGCAGGAAAUGCACCGCGAGAGUAGUGUCAUCACUCAAGGGUACUCGUCGAAUAUUGAUGAUCGGACCCUUCAUGAGAUUUACCUCUGGCCGUUUGCAGAGGGGGUUCGAGCGGGGACGGGCUCCGUGAUGAUGGCUUAUAACGAUGUCAAUCGUUCCACCUGUAGCCAGAACAGUCUUCUCAUCAACGGCAUUCUCAAGGAUGAACUGGGCUUUCAGGGCUUUGUCGUCACCGACUGGCUCGCCCAACUCGGCGGCGUGUCGUCUGCAUUGGCCGGCCUUGACAUGAGCAUGCCCGGCGAUGGGGCGAUUCCUCUGCUGGGAGACAGCUACUGGGGCUCGGAGCUCUCUCGCUCGGUUCUCAACGGCACCGUUCCUAUGGAGCGUCUCAAUGACAUGGUCACCCGAAUUGUUGCCACAUGGUAUCAGAUGGGCCAGGACCAAGACUACCCUCUCCCCAAUUUCUCCAGCAACACUCUCGACGAGACCGGGCCUCUCUAUCCCGGGGCCCUCAUCUCCCCCACGGGCGUCGUCAACCAGUACGUGAACGUCCAAGGCGACCACAAUAUCACGGCUCACGCCAUCGCCCGAGACGCCAUUACGCUCCUCAAGAACAACAAUCACACCCUCCCUCUCUCCACCAGCGACUCUCUGCACAUCUUCGGCACCGAUGCCGGCCCCAACUCCAACGGUCUCAACUCCUGCACCGACCAGGGCUGCGACAACGGCGUCCUCACCAUGGGCUGGGGCAGCGGCACCUCGCGCUUGCCCUACCUCGUCACCCCCCAGGAGGCCAUCGCCAACCUCUCCUCCAACGCUCAAUUCUACAUCACCGACACCUUUCCCUCUGUUACCCCCAACUCCUCCGACAUCGCGCUCGUCUUCAUCAACGCCGACUCCGGCGAAAACUACAUCACCGUCGAAAGCAACCCCGGCGACCGCACCACUGCCGAUCUCUACGCCUGGCACAACGGCGACGACCUCGUCACAGCCGCCGCGGCCAAAUACUCCCGCGUGGUCGUCAUCAUCCACACCGUCGGCCCCCUCAUCCUCGAAUCCUGGAUCGACCUCCCCUCCGUCCAAGCCGUACUGAUCGCCCACCUCCCCGGCCAAGAAGCCGGCUACUCCCUCACGGACGUCCUUUUCGGCACGUACUCCCCCAGCGGCCACCUCCCCUACACCAUCCCCUACCAAGAAUCCGACUACCCCUCCAGCGUCGGCCUCCUCGACCAAGUCUUCGGCCAAAUCCAAGAUCCCUUCACCGAAACCCUCUACAUCGACUACCGCCACUUCCUUAACGCCAACAUCACCCCCCGCUACCCCUUCGGCCACGGCCUCUCCUACACCACCUUCACCUACUCCGCCCCCGUCCUCACCACCAUCACCCCCCUCGACACGGCCUACCCGCCCGCCCGCGCCACCAAAGGCUCAACCCCAUCCUACCCCACCACCCUCCCCAACCCCUCCGAAGUCGCCUGGCCCUCCACCCUCACCCGCAUCUGGCGCUACCUCUACCCCUACCUCGACGACCCCUCCUCCAUCACCUCCAACUCCACCACUGCCUCUUACCCCUACCCCUCCGGCUACAGCACGACCCCCAAACCCGCCCCGCGCGCCGGCGGCGCCCAAGGUGGCAACCCCGCCCUCUGGGACAUUGCCUUCUCGGUGCAAGUCACCAUCACCAACACCGGGAAUUACAGCGGUCGCGCCGUCGCACAGCUCUACGUCGAGUUACCCAGCAGUGACGUGCUAGGCGUCGAUACACCAGCGAAACAACUCCGACAGUUCGAAAAAACGGGGACGUUGACGCCCGGGGAGAGUCAGACGGUGGAGUUGAAUGUCACGAGAAAGGAUCUGAGUAUUUGGGAUGUGGUGGUGCAGGAUUGGAAGGUUCCAGUGGAUGGCGAUGGAGUUACCUUUUGGGUUGGGGAGGGACUGGGUGAUUUGAGGGUUGAGUGUGCGGUGGGGGGGACGUGUGCGGUGGUUGAUAGUGUCUCGUAAGUAGGUUGUAGUUGGAUGGAUUGGAAGAAGUGGGGGAGGGGGAUAUGAUGGUUGUCACUUACAAGAGUAGUAGUACAGAAUAUACCUUUCUACUAUCGAAAGGAUGAAAUGACUUGCAUAGUGGGGCAUAUCCUAUCUCUUCAACUGGGGUGAGUUCUCUCAUAUUGAGGGUAGGAUCCUGCCAGGCAACUGAGUACUAGUACUUACUCAUGUAUGAGAUCUUCCAGUUUCU
Aspergillus ibericus CBS 121593 is the source of this 3213-nucleotide messenger RNA. RefSeq names its product beta-glucosidase. Lineage: Eukaryota; Fungi; Ascomycota; Eurotiomycetes; Eurotiales; Aspergillaceae. Bases 363 to 2981 code for a protein of 872 amino acids. The record is from RefSeq and is a predicted model, not a curated record. Gene Ontology annotation, biological process: glucan catabolic process. Gene Ontology annotation, molecular function: beta-glucosidase activity. The transcript has 3 exons.